UCCCUCUGCCAUCAUGGUCUACAAGCUCUCUGCAUCGUUAGAGGCACACUCGUCCGAUGUGCGCGCGCUCAAGGCGCCGUUGAACGACCUCAUCCUCUCCGCAUCGCGCGACACGACCGCGAUCGCCUGGACGCGCGACGCCUCUGGCCCCGCGUUCAACCCCGACAGCGUCUUCCACCCCGGAUCCGCGUAUGUGAACUCCCUGGCGUACAUCCCGCCUACAAACGACGCGCCGAAAGGCUACCUCGUCACGGGCGGCCAGGAUAAGCUGAUCAACGUCUUCCGGCUCGGCGCGGGCGCGGAGGAGCCAGAAUUCAGGCUGGUGGGGCACAGCGGGAACGUCUGUGCGCUGGAUGUGUCCGCGGGAGGGGCUAUAGUGUCGGGAUCUUGGGAUGCUACAGCAAGGGUAUGGCGGAACUUCCAGCUUGCGUACGAGUUGAAAGGGCACGAGAGCUCUGUGCUGGCUGUACUCGCGGUGGAUGAGGACAAGGUCCUGACAGGCUCCGCAGACAAGACAAUCAAGCUCUGGCAGAAUGGCAAGGUCAUCCAGACCUUCACUGGUCAUACCGACGCUGUUCGCGGCCUCGCACUGGUUCCGGACAUCGGCUUCGCCUCUUGCUCGAACGACACUGAAAUACGCGUAUGGACCUUUGGCGGCGAUCUACUCUACACGCUGUCUGGACAUACCGCCUUCGUCUACAGCCUCUCGAUACUUCCAAAUGGCGGGAUCGUCUCCGGAGGCGAGGAUCGUUCCGCACGCGUCUGGAAGGACGGCGAGUGCUCGCAGGUCCUCACUCACCCCGCAAUCUCUGUAUGGGUAGUCACAACGAUGCCCAACGGCGAUAUCGUGACUGGCGCGAGCGAUGGUAUUAUCCGCAUUUUCAGCGAAUCGCAGGAUAGGUGGGCAUCUGCGGCCGACCUUCAGGCGUACGAAGAGACCAUCGCGCGGCAGGCUUUGCCUUCUCAGCAGAUGGAAGGGCUGAACACGAACGACUUGCCCGGUAUUGAGGCUCUCGCUACGCCAGGUACCAGGUCAGGUCAACAGAAGCUGGUGAAGAAUGGCAGCGUCGUCGAAGCACAUCAGUGGGAUUCUCUAGCUGGGCAAUGGCAAAAGAUUGGCGACGUCGUCGGCGCUGUCGGAAACAAUAAGCGCCAACUAUAUAAUGGCAAGGAGUACGACUACGUUUUCGACGUCGCCAUCCAGGAUAGCGCGCCGUCUCUGAAGCUUCCUUACAACGCCAACGAGAAUCCGUACACCGCCGCUCAGCGCUUCCUCGCCGCCAAUGACCUACCGAUGCACCACCUCGACGAGGUUGCGCAGUUCAUACAGCAAAACGCUUCAGGCGUCACGCUGGGAGCAAGCAGCGAAUACGUAGAUCCCUUUACGGGCGCAACGAGCUAUCGAGCUGGCGGUGGAUCUAGCUCGGCGGCAGCGCCUUCAGGCAACUACGUCGACCCCUUCACUGGCUCAAGUCGGUAUACAGGAGCACCUGCACCGUCAGCUGAGGGCGCUUCGACAUACCAAGACCCCUUCACGGGGGCGUCAAGGUAUCAGUCGAACCCACCGCCAGCACCAGCGAAGCCGAAGAUUAUACCAGCUCCCGCCGCGGUGACUUUCAAGCAGGCAAAUGUAGCAGCCAUGCAGGGAAAGCUCAAUCAGUUCAACGAGGCUCUGACGAACGAGAUUUCCACCUCCUCGCUAGCAAUGUAUCCGGAAGAACUCGCCGCCAUAGACGACGCCUUCGCUGUCCUCUCACAACCGACACCUGAAGGAAAACUGCUCGGGGACGCCCAAGCCGAGGCGGUGAUCUCGAUACUCGAGCGUUGGCCUACAGCCCAGCUCUUCCCCGUUAUCGACCUCACGCGGUUACUCGCUGGUCACGCCCUGCACAUAUUCCAUUCCUCUGCGCAGAAGGAGCGUCUAUUCGCCGCGUUGUUCAAAGCCGCGGAGUGGGGCGCUUCGUGGAAUCCGCCGAUUCCGAAGGCGCGGGAGACGAACGUAUUGCUCGUACUAAGGACGGCGGCGAAUGUGUUGCAAGAGGGGACGUCGUUAGGAGCAGAACCGUGGUUGGUGAAGCUACUUGAGGGACUGUCGGCCGUGCCCUAUGCGUCUUUGAACAAGAACCAGCGGGUCGUGUUCGCCACCGUCUUAUUCAACGCGUCUUGUGUGGCAUUGAAGGUUCCCAUCGACCCUGCUAUCUGCGGCCAGGUCGUUACGCUCAUCCUCCAGCUACUGCAAACGGAGACCGUUGACUCGGAGGCGAGCUACAGAGCCCUGGUAGCGCUGGGUAAUCUGGCCCAUGCGCGCAAGGCGCAAAUUGAUCCAUCUUUGCGUGGGUCCGCUGUCGAGCUUCUCAGUGGUUUGCCUCGCAUCUUCAAUGAGGAUCGUGUACGGAAUGGGGCAGCAGAGGUCGCAUCGCUCUUGAAGUGAUCAGAGCAUGUUGAAGGAAGAGAAGCGAUACUUAGACGUGGGCAUUCACCGCAAUGGCACUGACGGAUCAUCCUCAUAAGUGUUCUGGAUCUUGUGUAUGUAGAAUAGGUGUAUACAUGACCUACUGGAAAACGCAUUGGAAUAUGAACAGAUGAAUUGUUCACAAA
Schizophyllum commune H4-8 is the source of this 2598-nucleotide messenger RNA. Its product is annotated as PFU-domain-containing protein. The transcript is spliced from 16 exons. The record is from RefSeq and is a predicted model, not a curated record. The coding region runs from base 14 to 2431 and encodes 805 amino acids. Gene Ontology annotation, cellular component: nucleus; cytoplasm. Gene Ontology annotation, molecular function: ubiquitin binding. NCBI's taxonomy places the organism in Eukaryota, Fungi, Basidiomycota, Agaricomycetes, Agaricales, Schizophyllaceae. Gene Ontology annotation, biological process: proteasome-mediated ubiquitin-dependent protein catabolic process; ubiquitin recycling.